Molecule: messenger RNA, 13101 nt
Organism: Diabrotica virgifera virgifera (western corn rootworm)
Lineage: Eukaryota; Metazoa; Arthropoda; Insecta; Coleoptera; Chrysomelidae
Exons: 5
Coding region: 1722-4061 (779 amino acids)
Source: RefSeq, a predicted model, not a curated record
AUUAUAGAUCAUAAUCGAUGUUUAAAUUUGGUACGAUUUAAUGUCUGCAAGUAAAAUAUAUGAACCAGCAGAGAGAUAUGUAUACAAGUAUAUUUACAGGCAUGCAGAGAGAUAAAAAAUUGUGAUAAAUAUAUCAAAAUUGGUUAGACUUUGAAAUAUUUAUCAAAGAUGGUAUCAGUAAACUGGAGAUACAUUUAUCCCAUUACGACUAUAUAUCUGAAUUUAACAGUGCAAGUGUUAUCAGAUUUAAUAUUUGAAAAUCGUUAUCGGAUUGCUAUUGGUAGAGUUACCAUUCUAAUACAAGAUUUGGAGGGCGAACAAGAGCAUUGUAAUUACAACUAUAAUCUUACCUAUAUAGGGGACGAAUCUUGUCCAUUUAAAAUGCUACAAAGUACAAUGUCAUUUAAUGACAUAGCACAAAAAACAAUAAUUAAAAAUGUAACCUGUAUUACAUUGCGAGACGAUACGAGAUACUAUACUUUAAUAAAGCAUUCAAAUAGUUGUAACGUACUAACAUUAGAAAUAAUACAAACUGAAAACAUAAACGUAUGCCUAGAAAAAUUAAGUCAGCAAAUUAAUAAUGAAUAUGAGAAAAAAAAUAACGUCAAAUAUUUAGGUAAACAACUCAAAAAUAUUAAAAUUGUUGGAAGUGGUGCAAAUACGUCACCUACUUCUUAUAUUUUAUCUGUUAGUAAACAGACAUCUACAGAAUCUGAUCUAACUCACACCACAAUCACAACUUGGCAUUGGAAUAAAUCAGAACUACAUGCAUUAGCACUUUUAUUGUCCGGCACUCUUAUACUUAUCAUAAUAAUUUUAAUAAGCUUAAUAUACAUGAUUUGGAAAAUGUGUAAACCUUUUAAAGCCGAUCAAAGAAAACAAUAUGGCUAUAUAAAUAUAUAUAGAGAAGACAGUACAACUAGUGACGGAUAUCUAACUCCAAAGCUUGUUCAGCCGCCCCAAUACGAGGAACUUAUCUACAGUUCUCCAAAUCUACAAGCCAAUAUUGAUAUUAGAGCAAUGCGUGACGGAUACUUAAAGUCAAGAAUAGUUGAGCCCCACCAAUAUGAAGAAAUUAUCUAUCAUCCUCAGCAUUCACAGUAUUACAAUCUCCCAGUGGUAUCUUCUUGAACAGACCAAAUCGGACCAAUUUAGAUACGAUCUCAAAGGAAUAAGAAUCUCAUUACCAGAAACAUAGUGUAAAUAGUACCCAAAUAUGGAAGUAUAAAAUAUAUUGCCUGAGGAAAGAAAUAGUAUAUUGUACAACAAGAGAGGAAAAAGACAUAUUUCUCACGAGCGCAGACGUUUGUUAGCACGAGCCGAGGUACGAGGCGAGUGCCGCAAAUCAAGCGAGGGAGAAAUAUGUCGUUUUCUCACGUGUUGGAUACUGUACUUUUUCUAUGGAUGCGUUUUUGUCAAGAGUUCAAUCUUCAAAAUGAAAUAAUUUAGGUGCUAUUAUGUAGAUUAUAUACCAAAAUUGAAAUAAAAUACAUAUUAUACACAUAUAUAGGAUACCUAUACCAACACUAACAGGAUAACAACAGGUCAGAGAUAUAUCAUCUAUAAUAAACUAAUAUCAUACAACACGAGCACAGAAUGAUCAGAAUUUUUUAUUAACUAAGGACACAACAACAACUAACCCUUAAAACAUUCAACUCGAAAAGCGUAAACAUGGUUGAUAACUAUUAGACCUCGACCAAGUAAGUAAGUAUAGUUCCACAAUGGUUGGAAAGAGUAGCAUUAUUUAUCUAGCCUACAUAUUUCUAACACUACAGUCGCCGUUAGUUAAUUCCAGAAUUAAUUACAAAGUUAUGGUAGAAGAAGAUAUUAUUCGAAUACACUCAAAAUCAUGCACAGAUGAAACUGCUGUGUUACCGACUAUGUGCAAAAAAGAUCUGACGUACAUAGGAGAUGCCUCAUGUACAUUUAAAGAACUAAAUGGUACUGGGAGAUUUAUUCUGAAGGAUGCUGUUGUAAACUUAACAACCAAAUCAAAUUUUACUUAUUUCUAUUGGUAUAUACAUAAAAAAUGGCAUUUUUUGAAAAUAAGUUUAUUUAAUGGAAGUUGUAAUGUCUGGGUUAUAGAACAGCAACUUAAAACUUCUGAAGCAAAAGUAUGUCUUGACAAAUUAAGUCAGAACGUACUAAAUGAGCAGUUUCCUCAAAAAAAUAUUUCAAAUGAAAAAGAAAGACAUAGAGAUCGUUAUAGAAUUAUGGUAGACAAUGAAAAUAUUCUCACACACUUAAUUUCAUGUAAUGAUAAAACUACCGUGAUACCGUCUAUGUGCAAAAAAGAUCUUACGUACAUAGCAGAUCAUUCUUGUCCAUUUAAAGAACUAAACGAUAUCUCGAAAUUUACUCUAAAAGACGGUAUUGUAAACUUAAGAACCAAAUCAAAUUUUACGUACUUAUAUUGGUAUAUGUAUAAAAAAUGGUAUUUUUUUAAAACCAAUUUAUUUAAUUCAAGUUGUAAUGUCUGGGUUAUAGAACAGCAACUUAAAUCAUCUGAAGUAGAGUUGUGCCUCGAUAAAUUAAGUGAGAACCAAAAUGAUGAGCACUUACCUCGAAAAAAUAUUUCAAAUAAACAAGAAAUACAUAGAGAUCGUUAUAAAAUUAUGGUAGACAAGGAAAAUAUACUCAUACACUCACUCUCGUGUAAACAUAGAUCUACGAUACCGUCUGUGUGCCAAAAAGAUCUUAAGUAUGUAGGAGAUGCCUCAUGUCCAUUUAAAGAACUAAACGAUAUUCAAGCCUUUACUCUAAAAGACGAUAUUGUACACUCAACAACUAAAUUAAAUUUUACUUACUUAUAUUGGUAUAUAAAUAAAAGCUGGUAUUUUUUGAAAACUAGUUUAUUUAAUUCAAGUUGUAAUAUCUGGGUUAUAGAACAGCAACUUAAAUCAUCUGAAGUAGAGUUGUGCCUGGAUCAAUUAAGUGAGAACCUAAGAGAUGAACAGUUUUCUCAAAAAAAGAUUUCAAAUGAAAAAGACAUACAUAGAGACCAGUAUAAAAUUAUGAUAGACAAGAAAAAUAUUCUCAUACACUCAGUUUCAUGUAAAGAUAAAACUGCCGUGAUACCGUCUGUAUGCAAAAAAGAUCUCACGUACAUAGCAGAUGCCUCUUGUCCAUUUAAAGAACUAAACGAUAUUUCGAAAUUUACUCUAAAAAACGGUUUUGUAAACUCAACAACGAAAUCAAAUUUUACCUAUUUUUAUUGGUACAUAUAUAAAAAAUGGUAUUUUUUAACAACUAGUUUAUUUAAUUCAAAUUGUAAUGUCUGGGUUAUAGAACAGCAACUUAAAUCAUCUGAAGUAGAGUUGUGCCUCGAUAAAUUAAGUGAGAACCUUGAGCAGAUUUCUCGAGAUCAGCAGGUCUCUCCAAAAAAUAUUUCAAAUGAAGAAGAGGUACAUAGGGAUGAUGCAAACACUCAAGAGUCAUCUGUUAGUAAAUUGAUUUAUACAAACACAACAGCAAAGAAAAAUUUAGUUAGUUCUACGAGUGCACCAAGUAUAAAGGAAACUACAGAUAAAAACUGGCUUAAAGGAGUAUUAAUUUUGACAGUGGUUACAUUGUUAUUUUUGGUACUAUUGUUAAUAUGUACUUCAAAUAGUUGUUUAGGAUAUGACUUUUGGAAAAGGAUUGUAUUAAUAUGUUGGUAUGGAUCACAAAAUUACCUAAGAAGAGUGUAUACACAUUUAUGGGAACAACAAAUGUGUUUGCCUAAAAGACCAUAUGUUGCAAAAGGGAGCUUUCCCUUCAAGAUGGAAGAGCACCCGCUUUCACCCUCUCAGUGUGUUCUCAACCGAGAUCAAGGCAACAUCUUGUUGCCCCACUCAAGUGUCUCAGUACGGAAUCUCAGCAACACGCCGUUGCCAGACUCGACUCUCAAAAAUGUAAGGUGUUCUCCAGUACGAGAUCCGAGCAACACACCGUUGCAGUCGGAUUCGCCUAUUAUCAGUGAAAAGUGUGCUCAGUGCUCCAGUACGAGAUGUUUGGAACACGCUCGUUUGCUCCCUCCAAAGAUUUCGCCAAGGAAUAAUCACACCUGUUCCCAAGCUUAGUUGGAUCUACGUUGCUUUCAACCACACCGUUGCCACAUCGCCUGCUCAGCCUGGACAGUGGUGGAAUUUUGAAAAGACAAUAUAGUGCGUACACGGACGUCAGACUGAAAGACUCAUGGUAGCUUGUAAGUACUCAUUCUAGUUAUAUGUAGGAGUUUUCUCUCGAUCGACACUAGUGUUGCAUCCAUUUUGUGUAAGUGUUUUGCUCUCUCUCUCUCUCUUCUCUUGAUCAACAUUGGUGUUGCAUCUAACCGUUUUGUUUGUAUGUUUUGUUUUCUCCUUCUCUUAGGUCUGUUUUGUGUUAUAUUUGUAUAUAUCUCCUCUCAAUAAAUAGUUAGUACUCGUUAAUGAAAGCUCCGUUAAACCAUAAUGUUUAAACAUCCCUUUCCCACUCCCUUUAUUACAGUUACAGAUAGAUAUCCUCAUUAUAUUGUAUUUAGAACCAGAACCUUUAGUAGUACAGCCUCUCUCUCUCUCUUUGUCUAGGACGAUCUUAAUGACGUCCUAUUGUCAUGUUGGGAUCAGUGUUGCCAAUCGGCAGAUAAUUAUCCGAUUUUCCUAUCUUUUUGAGAGUUGUCGUAUCUUCUUCGUAUCUUUAUAUAAAUCGGAUAUUUGCGUAUAUUUUUCAGUGUAUCUACCAAUCUACGACAACAGACUAAUAACAAAAAUAAACUUAAAAAAAUCCGUUUGUCAUUCAUAUAUUCCCAACAAUACAUUAAUUUUCUUUGGUUCCACCCAAAUUUCUAUAAAUAGCCUAUAUUUAUAUUGGAUGCAUGUUAGCGACAUCCGAUAUUUUUCAUGGUAAUUAUCUAAGUGGGGACAGAUAAGAAGGGACAAAAGGGACCUGUGCGAAUUGUCUUGUUUAUAAUUUGAAUGUACAAAUGUUUCCACUUAAGGUGGUAUGACACAAUGUUAAAAUUUAUAUAAUUUUUAGGUACAGUUACCGUCACUAUUUCAAAACCAAUUUUCAACUUGUUGGUAUGUACGUGAACUGUAAACUUUCUAGUUUAAUAGUAUCUAGUUAAAAUUUCAAAAGAAAGCAGUAAUUUUUUUUAUAACUGUACUUAAAGGAACCCAUGUCAUAACUUACUUGGUAUCCUGCCCUAAAAAUUGGAUUUAUGUAAUAAUUUUUGAACUUCUGUACAAAAUAACUACCAUAAAUAAUUAACUAUGCAAUAAGCUUUAUUUUAAGCAAACGUUCAUUAUUCAUACUGCCAUAAUUUUUAAAUUAACUGUACCUAAAGAUAAAAAUUAUACUUAAAAGCUGCAAUCUAGGGAUUUUGUUGAUAUAACCCUAACAAAUUGGCAUUGUUCUAGUGAUAAAUUAGUUCGGCUAUCACUUAAUAGGUGAAAAACUGAGUUCACGUGUCAUUUAGUGGAUGGCAGCAGUGAUGUAUUAAAUGGCGACAGAUGCGCGUUUGCCAAAUGUUAAAAAAAUCUGCAAAACAUUGAAAACGAGUUUUGUAACCAUGGAAAUAUGAAUCACGUGGUUUUGUUUAGAAAAGUGGCCCCCUCCCCCUGCCAGUAAACAUUUUGUACUUUGUUUGAGUUUCAAUCAUGAUAUUGUGACCUCUCUGUGGCUCAGUGGCGUGGUAAGAACGAUACCUUUGGACCUAAAGGUCGUGAGUUCGAAUCUCACCUUGGUGGAGAAAUUUGCAUUUCUUAAAAAUUAAUAAAUGAAAAUAGUUUCUCUCAUUGUGGGAUCGGUACUCACCGGAGGGACCGCAGAAGUUCGGAUACAAUUAGCGUUUCUUUGCAAAAACAAUAAGGUGACCAACUGUACUCAUUUACGGAGUUUUGUACUCUUUUUUCGUUAACUGUACUCUUUUCAAACCUGUAUUCUGAAAGUACUUAUUUGUAUAAUGUUAUACUCAUUGUGAAUGGAUAGAAUGGCUAGUGAACUUUAGAGCAUUAAAUUGUUUCAAAUGGACCCUUCUAAAACAGUAAAUUUGCCUCGCACCAUUUGCCUCGCAUCAUUCGCCUCGCAUCAUUCGCCCCGCACCAUUUGCCUCGCACCAUUUGCCUCGCACCAUUUGCCUCGCACCAGUUGCCUCGCACCAUUUGCCUCGCACCAUUUGCCUCGCACCAUUUUCCUCGCACCAUUUACCUCGCACCAUUUGCCUCGCACAAUUUGCCUCGCACCAUUCGCCCCGCAUCAUUCGCCACGCACCAUUUGCCUCGCACCAAUUGCCUCGCACCAUUUGCCUUGCACCAUUUGCUUAGCACCAUUUGCCUCGCACCAUUCGCCCCGCACCAUUCGCCUCGCACCAUUCGCCUCGCACCAUUUGCCUCGCAACAUUUGCCUCGCACCAGUUGCCUCGCACCAUUUACCUCGCACCAUUUGCCUCGCACCAUUCGCCCCGCACCAUUCGCCACGCACCAUUUGUCUCGCACCCUUAGCCUCGCACCAUUUGCCUCGCACCAUUUGCUUCGCACCAUUUACCUCGCACCAUUCGCCUCGCACCAUUUGCUUCGCAGCAGUUGCCUCGCACCAUUUGCCUCUCACCAUUUGCCUCGCACCAUUUGCCUCGCACCAUUUACCUCUCACCAUUUGCCUCGCACCAUUUACCUCGCACCAUUUGCCUCGUACCAUUUAACUCGCACCAUUAGCCUCGCACCAUUCGCCCUGCACCAUUCGCCCCGCACCAUUCGCCCCGCACCAUUCGCCACGCACCAUUUGCCUCGCACCAUUUGCCUCGCACCAUUUACCUAGCUCCAUUCGCUUCGCACCAUUUGCCUCGCACCAUUCGCCCCGCACCAUUCGCCUCGCACCAUUCGCCUCGCACCGUUUGCCUCGCACGAUUCGUCUCGCACCAUUUGCCCCGCACUAUUCGCCUCGCACCAUUUUCCUCGCACCAUUCGCCACGCACCAUUCGCCCCGCACCAUUCGCCCCGCACCAUUCGCCCCGCACCAUUCGCCCCGCACCAUUUGCCUCGCACCAUUCGCCUCGCACCAUUUGCCUCGCAUCAUUUGCCUCGCACCAUUUACCUCGCACCAUUUGCCUCGCACCAUUCGCCCCGCACCAUUCGCCACGCACCAUUUGACUCGCACCAUUUGCCUCGCACCAUUUGCCUCGCACCAUUUGCUUCGUACCAUUUACCUCGCACCAUUCGCCUCGCACCAUUUGCCUCGCACCAUUUGCCUCGCACCAGUUGCCUCCCACCAUUUACCUCGCACCAUUUGCCUCGCACCAUUUACCUCGCACCAUUUGCUUCGCACCAUUUGCCUCGCACCAUUCGCCCCGCACCAUUCGCCACGCACCAUUUGCCUCGCAUCAUUUGCCUAGCACCAUUCGCCUCGCACCAUUUGCCUCGCACCAGUUGCUUCGCACCAUUUACGCCUCGCACCAUAAUCUAAAGUUACUAUAUAUUAUAAACUAACUUUAAAUUUCUAUAAUGUUAAUAUACUUUGGAUGAAUACAUAAGACAAGUCAUGUAAGACUGUAUUUCAAUCAGAGAAAUAGAGACUUUUUCUUUGUGUCGUUAUAUAAAGUGACUAAUUGCGCGAAUUAAGUGAGAAAAAACUAUUAUUUAGUAGAUAGCAAAAACUCAUACCAGAAACAUUAGGAUUAAUUAUUUUUGCCCAGAAACAGAUUUAGUAUUAGGAUUAAUUAGUUUUGCCCAGAAAUAGAUUUAGUAUUAGGAUUUAAAUUUUUCUGUAGGUUUAGGAGAUUAACAUAUUUUCAAUAGUUGCAAAGUGUACUCUUUUUGAACAAAAAAUAGUUGGUCACCUUAAAAAACAAUGACUUCGACUUUGCAAAGUAACAAGACAUUUACACAAUACACACACACUACACAUUACACUCAUAUGUAUACCUUGGAAAAGUCGUCAACUCCAAAUAGGAUCAAACAACCGAAAUACGAUCUAGAAUUGAAAAGGCCAGAGCAACAUUUAUGACAACACGAGAAAUAUAUUCAUCAAAUUCGAUAUAUCCAUCCCACUAAAAAUAUGGCUGCUAAAAUGAUAUCUUUCCGGUCUUGCUAUAUCGAGCAGAGGCCUGGACAAUAACGGAAACAUUGAUGAAAAAGCUAGAGGAAUUCGAAAUGUGGGUGUACCGACCUAUCCUCAAAAUAUCCUGGACGACUCACACUACCAACGUAGAGGUAUUGCGCCGAGGGGAAAACAAAAAUGAGAAAUCUCUUUCACAAUUAAGAAACGGAAACCUGAAUACCUCGAUCAUAUUAUGAGACAUGAUAAAUAUCGUAUACUGCCACUGACAAUACAGAGUGAAAUAGAGAGCAAACGUGGACCCAGAAGAAGAAGACACUCAUUACUUCAAAACUUACACCAAUGGUUUGGACUAACGUGCCAAUGUCCGUAACGGACGAGGCACAUGAAUAAGAAGAAGAAUAAUUUAAAAUGCAUAGGGAUUACGUACACUCGAUACGCAUCGUAUCCGCCAUGUUUUCCCGUAAGGCGCUAUGGGAAAACAUGGCGGAUACGAUGCGUAUCGAGUGUACGUAAUCCGGGCCAUGAAGUAUACUUCUUCUUCUCACGGUGCUUAUUCGUUCCGGAUGUUGGCGUUCAGCAUGGCUAUCCUAACUUUGCUUGCUGCUAUUCGGAAUAGUCUGUUUGUCGAUGUAUUGAACCAGUUUCUCAGAUUAUGAAGCCAAGAUAUUCUUCUUUUCCCUGGUCCUAUCUUCCCAAUACCUUGCCCUGAAGAAUGAGUAGCGGCAAUCUCUAUUCAUUCCUCAUAACAUGGCCAAGAUAUUCUACUUUGCGCUCUUUGAUAAUAAUGUGUGUUAAUAAUCUAGCAUUCCUUGCCCAUUGCACAUUCUACGUAAGACCUCAACAUUAGUCACACGACCCAUCCACGAAAUUAUUAAAAUGCGACUGUAAUACCACAUCUCGAAUGCCUUGAGUUUUCUUAAAGAAGCUUCGGAAAGAGUCCAGGCUUCUACUCCGUAUAAUAAUCUAGAAAAUACAUAGGAUCUGAUAAUAGAGAUUUUGUUACCAAGUGUUAAAUGUGACUUCUGAAACGAGACUUCAUCAUUAUGAACGCUGAUCUCGAUUUUCCUAUGCGUUGUUUUAUUUCACUAGAGUGGUCCCAUUGACUGUUUAUGUAGGUACCAAGGUAUGUGUAGCUGUUCACUCUGUCAAUUGUUUGUUGGUUAACCAAAAGCCGUAUAUGUAAUAUAUUUCGCUCUUACUGACUACCAUUACUUUCUUUUUUUCGUAUUGAAAUUAAGUCCACGUUCACUACUUAUAUCUUAUAUGCCCGACAUUAUUUUUUGCAAAUCAUCUAGGCUAUCUGCAAAAACUACUGUGUCGUCGGCAUAUCUAAUGUUUAGAUCUAUCUAAUCCAGUUUCCUCUAAGAUGGUUAUGAGUAUGAGCUUAUCAUGUUGUACUCUAUCAAAUGCCUUUUUGUAGUCGAUAAAACAAAUAUAUAGGUACGUCAUAGUUGACAUAUCUGCACCUCUGCACAAGCAGUUGGACAGUCAAUAGGGCCUCUCGGGUGCCUAAGGGCAAGGCAUUGCGGAAUCCAAUCUUUGUCCAUGAUUCUUGUACUUCGCAUUUUUUAUAUAUUCUGUUGUACCUAUAUCACUUUUAAAAAUGUUUUAAGUGGCUCAUUAGGCUAAUUCUUAUUCUGCCUCGCAUGUUGAAAUGAGAAAUGAAAUGAAAAUGUGAAAUUUUCCGAAGAAAAAAUUCCUCUGUGGAAAAAACAUUCAAUACGAAAAAAGUUAUUGUAGUGACGCUGUUUUUCAAUUGACUUACGUAUUUUACAUUUAUUAAAAAUACUAAUUUUAUACUCAAUCUUCAUUCUGAGAAUUAGCAUAAUUCUUUUUUGGUCAUUUAGAUAGGCACUUGUAUUUCAAAUAAUUGCAAAUUUCUUUAGUUUGAAAUAAAUCUUUUUGAGCAGGUAAAGAAUUACAAAUUGCCGUCUGUAAAUACAAUAUUAAAUAAUAAACUAUUUCCAAAUGAAUGAACGUUUAGUAUCUAUAAGGUGAUACAGUAGCGAUCAACAGGUAGCCAAAACGCGUUCCAAGAUUGCGGCUGUAAUUUUGAAUAUUUUUUCGAGAUAUUUGGCACACGUAUUUGUAAUAUAAUAAAGAAUGGCGGUACAGAGCCCAAUUUGAAAAAUAUAUUAAUAUGUGGAAAUUACUCUGUAAUUAAAUACAAUAUUAAAAAAACGAGCCUGUACCGCCAUUAAGAAGAACAAAAAAAUACACUUUCUUCAAAUAAACUUUUUUAUCAGAUGCCUAGAUUUUGUGUCAUUUUGGAACUACUAAUGAAAUAAAAAAUUUUAGUAGUUCCAAAAUGACACAAAAUCUAGGCAUCGGAUAAAAAAGUUUAUUUGAAGAAAGUGUAUUUUUUUGUUCUUCUUAAUGGCGGUAUAGGUCCGUUUUUUUAAUAUUGUAUUUAAUUACAGAGUAAUUUCCACAUAUUAAUAUAUUUUUCAAAUUGGGAUCUGUACCGCCAUUCUUUAUUAUACGAAUACGUGUGCCAAAUAUCUCGAAAAAAUAUUCAAAAUUACAGCCGCAAUCUUGGAACGCGUUUUCGCUACCUGUUGAUCGCUACUGUUUCCUCUUAAUCUAUUAAUGAGAAUUUACCCUAGGCAAGUAAAGAAAGGAUUAAAAACUGUCGUCUGUAAAUACAAAGUACGAUUGAGAGCGAGCUGUGCCGAGCUUAAGUUGCAAUAAGUGGCAUCAAUGCUGUGUCGUUCAGAGAACUAAAUUUAAUAAUAAAAUAUAUGUACGUGCUGCCAUCUAUUCAAAGAAUUGUUAAACGUUAGUUUGCAAAUUCGCCACCUAUUUUGACUAUAGCGUGCUAAUACCCCCUUAAGGCAUACUGAUCUAAUUCAAAUUUCAAAAACAGGGAUUCUACCGUCCGAUUUUAUUUAUGGGUUUUAGUCUUUAAACUUAUGAGUGUUACUGCACGAUUUAGUUUUAUUUUUAUUGUAUGUAGUGCAGUGCUUAAAUAAAGGUCUGUUGAAAUAAGUUUUGGUUUGUGAAAAUACUUUUUUAUAAUGGAUAAAUGGUAAAAUUAAAAAAUGAAGCUAAUAUAUAUUUGUUUCCUAAUUUAAAAAAAGUAUUUUCAUUGCUAUUACUUCUACCAUUUUCAAACGCUAAUGUCAACGGUGUAACCAGGAAUAUCCUAAGGGGGGAGGGGUUACAACUACAUACUGGAGGGUUUCUAGGGGGAUAUGAAAUAGUAAUGGUGUUAAGCGUAUACCUAGAGCUCAAAGUACAUCCCAAUGGGGGAUAAAAUCCCCAAAACCCCAUGGUUACGCCACUGGCUAGUGUAGAAAGGGUUUUCAAUAAUAUAUUCUUUAUAAAAACAGAUAAAAGAAUCCUCUUAAAUACAUCAACAAUUAGGGCUGUAUUGGCGACUAAAGAUGGUGUCGGUAAUACUGGCUGUGUAAAAUGUACACCUUCAAAAAAAAUAUUACAAUGUAACGUAUCUAUGGCAAAAUAAAAAAUAAGACUUUUGUGAUUUAUUAUAUUAUAUUUUUUUGUGGUGUUUUGCAUAACGUACAUACAUGUUUAAGUCAGUUAUGUUUCUACUGUUUUAGUUGUAAUAAAUCUUUAGUUGCUAAAAGAGCGUAGGGGCAAAAUAAUUUUUAAACGCAUUCAUUUUUUUAGAAUCCUGAGAAAACUAACAAAUAUUUUUGAAAAAUGUAAACGCAGAAUGAAAGAUUACAUUAUUACCGAGGGCCAAAAGUCCAUUAGAAUAAACAGAAAGGAUUUUUUGAAUGGAAUAUUUGAAAUUAAAAAUCACACUCAAUUUUCUCUUUUUUUUAUUUUCACCGCUGUAACUUAUUACAAUGAAAAUUAUAGAAAUCUUCAGGGACUUUCGGCCCUCGGUAAUAAUGUAAUAUUUCAUUCUGCGUUUAUAUUUUUCAAAAAUAAUUAUUAGUUCUCAGGACUCGAAAAACCAUUGACCAGCAAUUUUUCGCCUACGCUCUUAAUGUAGUUGUAGUUUUUUUGUAUUGAUUUAUAUAUUUUGUAUUGAUUCUAGUACCUAGUUUUAGAUAGUUUAAAAAAAGAUCCAAAUACUGAAAUAUUUAGAUAAUUUAACACUUACAGUAAUACAAAGUACGUACAAUAUAAUAAUUGUAGGUAAUUACAUGAAUUAAUAAGCUAGGAUUCGAGAUUUCAAUCUAUAAACGAAAAUUUUUAAAAUAAACGGUAAAACAGAAAAUCCAGCAGAUUAAAAAUAAUUAUUCUGUAAUAAGUACUUAGUCUGAUUAAAGAAUAACAUUGGCAAUAGUGAUUUUAAUUACAGAAUAAUUUUCACAGGUAGCGUAUCCAACGUUGUAACCAGGAUGAUCUUAAGGGGGGGCUACAAGUACUGGAUGGUCUCUGGGAGGUAUGGAAUAGUAAUGGUGUUAAGCGUAGCGAGCUCAAGGUACAUCCAAAUGGGGGGGGGGUUAUAACCUUCACCCCCCCCCCUGGUUACGCCUAUGAGCGUAUCUUUUCGUGACAAAUCGGAUAUUUUUCGAGCGGAUAAUCUAGAGAAAUGCGGUUGGCAACACUGGUUGGGAUAGCUAUUAUCUCAACAUAUACUUUAUCAAAAAAAAAGUUUUAUAUAGAAAUUAAAAAACGAAACAAUAAAACGAUUAAAAAUGGAAAAUAGAUAAAGAAAAAAGGAGAAAGUGAAAAAAACUCAAGUAUAUAUCUUUAAGAUAUACAGUAGAACCCCGAUUAUCCGUAAGCGGAUUAUCCGUGCUGCGGAUUAUCCGUGCUAUGGUAGGGGAGCAAAGUAUGCUAAAUGUGCAGUCACUCGAGCGCUUUGGGGACCUAUUGGGUUGUGAAGAGUAGGUCCUAAAACCUACCAGAUUUUUGAAAUAUACACUAUUUUGCAUGUACUUAACUUACCUUAUCUUAAUCUGACAAUUUCGAGUUUUUUUAAGUAUAGAUUUUUUUUCGGCCCCUUUUAACGAACUCCCCUGUGCUAAGGGCCAAUAUAUGGUAGAGGUACAUCUGCAUGGUACCAGGUUUCUCCCUAUAUGCUAAUCUGACGCGCUCGAGUAACUGCAAAAAUCCCCGCUUGGGCUCCCCUACCACUAUGAUUUUCCAUUACCUACUCAAAUUGAA